Messenger RNA from Limanda limanda (common dab), 3099 nucleotides. RefSeq names its product protein SYS1 homolog. The coding region runs from base 238 to 708 and encodes 156 amino acids. Lineage: Eukaryota; Metazoa; Chordata; Actinopteri; Pleuronectiformes; Pleuronectidae. The record is from RefSeq and is a predicted model, not a curated record. Gene Ontology annotation, biological process: protein localization to Golgi apparatus; Golgi to endosome transport; Golgi to plasma membrane protein transport. Gene Ontology annotation, cellular component: trans-Golgi network; Golgi membrane. The transcript has 4 exons.
GUGACUUCCGUGUUGUUAGCCAGGUCCAGCAGUUGAGGACAACAAGGCCGGACUCGAUGUCGGUGUCAGUGUGGAGACAGGAAGGAGACGUGAGGCUUGUGGUGAACACUGGGCCCUGAAGUCCCCGUAGCCCGGGUUCCAGAUUUUGAAUUCGCACACACAGGUCACACUGGAUGGGUGGCCUGGUAACAUUUUAGGCCAGCUGUUCUCGUCCUUUGCACCUGUACGGGUAGCAAAAUGGCCAGUCACUUCCGUAGCUACAUCUGGGACCCAGUUCUCAUCGUGGGCCAGAUUGUGUUGAUGCAGUGCAUCUACUACAGCUUCUUGGGCCUGUGGUUGGCCGGAGUGGACAGUCUGGUGCAUACUAGUCGAUCACUGGACCAGAUCUUUAACUACGAAGCGCUUGGCUUUGCAUCAAUGCAAGGAAGGCUUUCAAUGAUGGCGUUCAUCUUAAACUCCCUCACCAGCGCCCUCGGUCUGUGGUUCUUCAUACGUCGAGGGAAACAGUGUCUGGACUUCACAGUCACCGUGCAUUUCUUCCACAUGAUCGGCUGCUGGAUCUAUAACGCUCAUUUUCCAGCUGCCCUGUCCUGGUGGCUCGUCAAUGUAGCCUGCAUGGCCUUGAUGGCUGUAAUUGGAGAGUACUUGUGCAUGCGAACUGAGCUCAGGGCCAUUCCAGUCAAUAGUGGACCCAAGUCUAACCUGUGAAUUUGUCAACACCAUGAUGAAAAUGUGUGGAUGGCUAACCCUCAACGGACUCGCUCAAUGGACGUUCUUCCACUUUUGGUAAAAGAAAUGGAACAAGACCCUGCAUCUGUUAGAUUGUCAUGCAUUUCCUCUUAAACGGAUACAUUGGAUGAACUGAUCUAUUUAUUCUCUGCCCUUUAAAUGUUGGACAGUGUUAACUCUGACAUAUUAAGAUACAUAAUACUAUGCCUGAAAGAAGACUUUCUGUGAAACUAACAACUGUUAGAAUUUUUUUCUUUGACAACUGGUAACUUUUCCUCUCAAAACUAAGAACAUUAGCACGAUCAUUCCUUUUCCUAAUUUUAAAACAUUUUAAAAUUUAAAGUAUUUUUUCUUUUUCAAAUGCAUUGAAAAGAAAGAUCUGAGAUUAAACCGGGCGUGAAACAAAUGUCCAAACCAGACAUUUUUCCUCUUUCCUCUCUGCUGUGUUGCUGGGGCAGCCAAUAGACAUCAUGACCAUCCUGUCACAGGGUAUUUUGUUUGUUACAUCUCACAGCAAUUUAGAGAUGUAAGUGUGCAAAGUUAUCAGUUAUAUCUUUUUUGUCUUAUACAGUCGCUGGAUAUGAAAAAAUCCAGAUGUUGGAUAAAAAGUCAAAUGUUCAAACUGAAGAUUUUUGAAUUCAGUAAUCGCAGUCAACAUUGUGCUUAGGAGAGUUUUCUCCUUCGAUAUGUCACCAGUAAAAUCAGGCUUCUUUUUACCUAUCUGGAUAAACCUUGUAAACUUCUGUUUGUUCUAGACUUUCAGUACAGUAUUUUGCACAGCUUGUUUGCUUCCCUCUCUUCAUGUCAUGGUGUAUUAUGCAGACGAGGAAGCUACUUGGGGGACAAUUUUUCAGCCACCAGCUGAAAACAUCUGAAACGUGCAGCACUGAUGAUUUCUGGAACAACAUCAGCUUUAUCUCUAGCAUCUUUUAAGACUCUAAAUUACCUUCUUAGUGCGGAAUAUUUGGUCUCUUUAAAGACCAAAUAUUGGAUUUAAAAUCAGGUUUUCAAAGUGGGGUAUAAAUACAAUAUUAUGGUAAUGGUACAGUUGACAUUUUGGUAAAUUUGCUUUCUUUAUUAUUUUAGGUCAAUGCAGUUAUUUGUCAGUGGGUAAACAAGCUGAGCAUGUUUUAAAACUGACACCAGCCCCUCCUUAGCUCACUGUAACAUAUUAUUACCUCUGACACUAUAAUCUUUGCAUUGUUUGUUUCUUCUUCUGAUGGCAGCAGUACUACUAAACAAAUCUCAAAUUAGCUUGUGCAGGGGUGGGGCAUGAAUCAUUGAAGAACUCAUAACCUUUUGAAGUGGAUCUGGAUAUACGGGCUGAUCCAGCAAUGUUUUUCAAAUGAUUUAACAUGGCAGGAUAUAGCUUUAGCUUUGGCACAGGUAUGCAUUGUCUGGGCGCCCUUCAAGUUUCUCAUAGGUUUACUCUGAUCAAAAACUCACAGCCAUGGCACUACUUUAUUUUAGAUGUUAUCGUACAAUUAAAGUAGAUGAGACAUAACAUGUUAAUUAAUGAGCUUUAACAGGUUCUGGUAGUUGGAUUUUGUUACCUCUGCACAGAGCAAAGAAACCAUUUCCUUCCUGUUUUUCUUUUAUGCUACAGACAUGAGAGUGAUAUCUAUCUGAAGGCAACUAUAAGCAAGGAAGCAAACAAGCACAUACUCAAAACUAUUCUUUUAAGAUUUGUUCAAACUCACGACUGCUCUUUCUAAGCCAGUGGCUGUAUUUGAUUAUUUGUAGCCAAGUAUUCCCAAUGCCACCAUUUUAUUCUUUUUUAGCAUAACUUAAGUUUUUAUUUAAACACACAAAACUUGUGAACUGGACCUGUUCAUGUAAUUAUAUUCCCUGGCUUGUUACUAGGCAGAAGCAUUAUAGUUAAAUUGUAAAUAUUUUCCUCUGACAAUUUGAAUUGUGUUUGCAGAAGCAUUAAGACUUUUUUUCUCGCACACUUGCACAAUGCAAGUACCUCUGUGGAUAUGCUGUUUAAUAAAACCGUGCCGGUUUGGAUUGAUCGAAGAGAACGGUGAAUAUGUCAGUCAGAAAUCUGCAGGAGAAAAAUAAUGAUUGGCCGUUAUGCUUCAGACAUCAAAGAUAGACCUUCUAAUGAGGGUCACAACAUGAGCGUGUCUGUGCUCCUCCUCAGGUUUUCCACCUCGGGCUCUGACCUCUCAUUUCCUCCCACCACCGACACCGUAGGAAGUGUCCAGGUGGAAAGGAGCAGAUGGGAGAGUGCUAACGAGUGAAAAACUGCUGGCCGAUCCUCAUUAGCAACACUUUGCUUCAGGGACGACUAAAAACAGAAGCUCAGUUGUAAAUGAGUUGUAGAGCCGAGGACUUACUGCAUCGAUUAAAUACGCCACUGCUUUA